Messenger RNA from Rana temporaria (common frog), 2027 nucleotides. RefSeq names its product coiled-coil domain containing 71 (gene CCDC71). The record is from RefSeq and is a predicted model, not a curated record. Bases 276 to 1361 code for a protein of 361 amino acids. The transcript is spliced from 2 exons. Lineage: Eukaryota; Metazoa; Chordata; Amphibia; Anura; Ranidae.
GGGGCCUGCAGGAUUCCUCCGGCAGGUGGCGCUGGUCGGCCCCGCACACGUCUCACCUUACCCGCCAUGGUCGAUGGGGGGCAGCCUGGAGCUCGUGCGGAAGCCGAUCGGCAUUUCCGGUGCUCAGCGGGGCGGCCAUUUUUUUUUUUUUUCCCCUGCCUGUAGAGCGGCGGAGGCAGAGCCCGGGGGAGAGCGGUGAGGGAGGGUCACCGGCAGAGAGCGGAGAUACCCGAACAAGUACAAAGUUAAGCCGACAGACACUGCCACCUAAUGCCAUGAAUGACCACAUGGAGAAGAAGGCCGUACACUCCUGGUCACGUUUCUCCUCUGCUGGGAAAAGCGCCCUCGAGGAAGCUUUAAGGGUCUUCAACCCAAUGUCCAAAGACCUGACCGACACCGAGACACAGCUGGUGACAUUUCUUCAAGGACUCCGGGAAGAAGGCUACCAGCCUACCGUUUUGAGCAGCAAAGAUGUAUACGGAUACAACUCAACCACUGCAAAUACACCACCCCUAAAAACAAAAGGCCCAUCGAAAACCACUCCUGCGGUGUCAUCUUCUAAAACACAGACCAAAAACCAAAAUGGCAGGGUGUCCAACUCUCCCGUGGAUAUUUCUGUCAAAGCUACUAAAAUUUCAUCCAGACCCUCUGCCAGAAAGUCUGCAAAUUUACUGUUGAGCUCCCUGAAAAAAACAGACUUAAAAAAAUCCAAAGUUUCCCCCGUCGAUUUUCCCUCCAACAUGUAUCCCGGAGUUUAUCCUGCCAUGAGACUGUCCGUUGUGUUGGAAGCGAUAGUUCCAAUUAAAUCAGCGGCUUCCUCCAUCGAAGCCAGCCUUAGGCCACGACCCGCAUCGAAAGCCAGCUCUAAGGGAAAAAACAACCAAGCCUACCAGUGUUUAUUAAAACAGACAUCUCCUCCCAAUGGGACAGUUUUAAAUGGAGCCAAUGGAAGGAUCCUAAAGGAGAAUAACGCUUGCAAUACCUUGGGGGUCUUGAAUGGGAGAAUCUUGGUCAGCUCUCCUUCCCGUUUCAACGGGAUGACCCACACCAAACAGAACACUAAGCUGCAGGUGGAUGUCAUCUUUAAAGAUGAAAAGUGCCAACAGGCUGGCAAGGACAAGAAACGGAAACAGGCCGAGGCUUUCCAGGAACCGUUGCCUAACAAAAAAAUAAAAAUUUUCAUUCCGUUGGCCAAAAAGCCGACACUUGAUAAAGACAAAUACAACUUGCUGAAGUCUAAAGUUAUUAAAGUAGACAAAGCAUCCUCUGAUGAAGAUGUACGGAGGAAAGCACAGCAGAUGCUAAAGGUCAACUUAUCUCCCGUACUCCGAAUCCAGCCCCUUUUACUCAACAUCCAAUAAAGUGUGUUUCUUUGCUUCUUUUCUUUUGUGUUUUUUUUUUUUUUUUUUCAAUAGACUACGGUUUUAAUUGUACGCCACACUUUGGAGCUUCGCAAUUUUUUUUGUGAACUCUGAGAACGAAAGCUGCUGGCUGCCCAAAUUUCUGAAUAUUCCCCCUCCCCUCCGAAUCUUCUGUGGCUUUUUUUUGUCACUUUAUUUCUACAGUAUACGUGUGUGUGGUGCAAAUGAACACACAGCCAUGUCUUAGGAAUGACUGGGGAUGAACAUAAUGGAAAGCAGGGCGUGGAAGUCUUGGUUUUGCGAUCAUGGCGCGUUUUUGAUACAUGAAAAUAUGUACAUGUUGUGCAAUAGUUUUGAGGACUUUUUUUUUUUUUUCCUAAGGUAUAUGCACUGUGAUUUUCUUGCUUCUCUGUACAAGUUGUUACUUUUGCUAUUUUAUUUAAUUGACUAGGGACUGUUGUAUGAACAUGUUUUACAAUGUACCAGUGUAGGCCUAACAACGACUGGGUGACUUUGUUAAAGUUAAAUUCCAAAUAUAGCUGUGGAGCCCAGAUUAGUCUGAAUAGGAAUUUUGGGGCAAGAUGAAGAUGUUCUUUGACUUGCGAGGCUUAGUCUGGUACUGCUGUAUUUGACAAUUAAAGAGAUUCUUCCUGUUAUUUGGGUAAA